AUGAUUGCAAAUGGGGAAUGGUCAUUCACGAAAGAUGCUUUACAUACGUUCUUAGCUUCUGGUAUUGUUUUAGAAGACCUGCCAGUUCCGAUGGGUGGGGAAGAUUACAAGGUUUGGACACCGCAUAACAAAGGGCAGUUCUCUGUUUCUUCGGCCAAAGAGAUUAUUCGCAAGAGACAGCCUAUCUUGGAGGGUGCAAAAUUGUUAUGGAGGCCUGCUAUUCAUCCUUCUCUUGCUGCUAGAAAUUGUAAAUUACUUCGUGGUGCUUGUGCAACGCUUGACAAGGCGUGGUUGUGGAUUGCAGAUGUUUUUGGUAUUUUCCCUCACCAAAAUCUCACUACAGCUUAUAAAGAAGCAAAGGGUAAAAGUCGUAUGUUCAAGGAUUUAUGGUUGUUGGCUAUUUUGGUUGUUAGAUCAGAAUUGUGGAUGACAAGGAAUGGUAUGGUAAUCAAAAGCCAAGAUGAUUUGCGUGUUCUUGCUUACUUUAGAGUGCAAUAUAGAAGAGUGAAGAUUUCAGAUCCUAAGGAGUGCUAUUGGGUUCCUCCGGAGGUUGAUGAAUUGCAAUUAUGUUGUGAUGGUGCUUCUAGAGGGAACCCGGGUAGAGCUUGUGCAGGUGUGGUGGUUCGUGAUUCUGAACCUAAUGUAUUAGAAGCUAUGAGUGUUGGUUUUUGGGUUCGUACGAAUUAUUUGGCAGAACUCUUUUGUAUUAUAGUGGCCUUAGAAUGGGCGAAUAAAUUUGGGGUUGGGGAUAUUUGUAUUCGUACAGAUUCAAUGGGAGCAGAUCAGGCCUAUAGUAGUGAUACUUUGGCAAUUCUGUGGUAG
Molecule: messenger RNA, 822 nt
Organism: Papaver somniferum (opium poppy)
Lineage: Eukaryota; Viridiplantae; Streptophyta; Magnoliopsida; Ranunculales; Papaveraceae
Exons: 3
Coding region: 1-822 (273 amino acids)
Molecular function (GO): nucleic acid binding; RNA-DNA hybrid ribonuclease activity
Source: RefSeq, a predicted model, not a curated record